Molecule: messenger RNA, 1778 nt
Organism: Aethina tumida (small hive beetle)
Lineage: Eukaryota; Metazoa; Arthropoda; Insecta; Coleoptera; Nitidulidae
Product: homeobox protein Nkx-2.5-like
Exons: 2
Coding region: 121-1233 (370 amino acids)
Biological process (GO): regulation of DNA-templated transcription
Molecular function (GO): DNA-binding transcription factor activity, RNA polymerase II-specific; DNA binding
Source: RefSeq, a predicted model, not a curated record
UCCUCCUCGACGACUUUCGGUGCGUUCCCAGUUCAGUUCCCAACUUUUUUUUGACAUUCAUUCACGUUGCCGUUGCUGUUGUCUAAUGUUGUGAUUUGUGAUGCGUUACCGGGACUAUUGAUGUAUUGGCCCGUAUUGUGUUGGAAGAUGCAAGAUAUCGAGUCAUCGCCCAAGAGUGUGAACAACGAGAUGUCGCCGUACACGAAGUACGACAGUCCGAUGUCGUCGCGGUCGCCGAGUCCCGCUCUCGAAACGGGACAGGACAAGUACAUGUCGGAGGACGAGAUCAGUGUCGGGUGUCCCAGUCCGGCGGUGCGGUCCCGCGAGCCCAGUCCCGCAUACAACAAGUGCCGGUGUCCCGAGCCGGAGGCGGACGAGUACUUCAAGCCGCUGAAGAAGCUCAAGAUGGUCGAAACCGACAGGAGAAUAUCACCCACCGUCGAGGUGGUCGAGGAACGGUCGGACGGCGUCAAGAGUUUCUCCAUCAUGGACAUAUUGAACCACAAACCGGCGAAAAGCCAGUGCAGUAGGAUAGUGCGCCCGUGGGACAUUGAUCCGGAGAUGGAGGCGCACCAGCAACGGCUGGAGAACUUCCAAAGACACCUGAAGGUGCAGCAGCUCGCGUUGCUUAGGCCCGAAUUCGCCGCGUUCAAUGCCAGCUACACGUCGGAAACGGGAAGUGACCGGUCGUCUAGUGUGGCCAGCGACUGUUGCAGUCCGGACAUCGUGCCGACGGCCCAGAGACAGAGGCAGCAGGGCAAACAGCCCGGCGCCACACCUCUAGAUGCCCUCUUCCAGAUGACCUCCAAGACGUUCGAUUCAUCCGCCGGCGAGUCCAGUGCAGGUGAGGAUGGCCAGAACCCCUUGAACCUGUUCAACUCGCGCCAGCAGCCGAAGAAGAAGCGAAAAUCGCGAACGGCCUUCACCAAUCACCAAAUCUUCGAGCUGGAGAAACGGUUCCUGUACCAAAAGUACCUGAGCCCCGCCGACAGGGACGAGAUCGCGUCCAGCCUCGGACUGACGAAUGCACAGGUGAUAACGUGGUUCCAGAACCGCAGGGCAAAGUUGAAGCGCGACAUGGAGGAGCUGAAGAAGGACGUGGAAAGUGCGAAACUGUUGACCGCGCACAAGAGCUUUCUCGAGAACGUGCAGGACCUGGGCAUGCUGAAGAAGAAGCCGAUGAUCAGCGAGGACGAUUGUCCGAAGAAUUUGGUGAUAACGCAGGAGAAAUAGGUUACGUCGUCUUUCGUUUCCGCGGUUCGAACAGUCACACAAACAUUCAGAAUGUUUUAAAUUUUGAAUUUGGAACGAUAAGAAAGAAGGUGAUAAAUGUAGGAUAAUUGUGUUUUGACUAUUUUUCUCGAGUUUCAGUACAAGGCUGUGACCAACUUCGUCAAAAGCGCCAUUUUCACUCACGUUUUGAUUCAAAUACAAGUUCGAGUUUGAUUAAAGUAGUCAAUUUAGAAUCUCAUUUUUUGUACAAAUGCUUAGUGCGAUUUUUUUUUGUUGUAAAAUAUUUCCGCCAUAGAAAAUUCGUACAUAUAUUAUUUGUAAAGUUGUUAAUGUUUUUUGUACAUAGUGUAAAUAAUAACCUAGUGUGUCUUGUAAAAGUUGUAAUAUAUUCGUGAAAAAAUUUUAAUAUUAAUUAUUUAUUAUUUCAUUUUGCGUCUGUCCGACGGGUAUUUGCAAUAUUUUAAUAUACUGUAUUAUAUACAAAGCUUUAGUACUUAAAAUUGUCCUUAGAGUCAAUGUGAAUGAGUAAAACAUAUUCAAAAAUU